AAGGCCCAGACAAUGACUUGUAGCCCACGGGGCUUUUCCUAUAAAUGGUUAAACCCUACACGUUGUGCGUGUCCCAUCUCCGAGCUUUAAACCCUUCUUUCUCCACCGACUCUCUCUCCAACCAAAAAUGGCAUCCGUCGCGCUUCUACGUGCUCUUCGCCGCCGCGAACUCCACACAGCUUCCGUCUCCGCGUUUAAAUCCGUUUCUACAAAUGGAAAGACGUCUUUGAUUGGGAAGUUAGGUCACUUCGCAAGGCCUUUCUGCUCGAGGCCUGUGGGGAAUGAUGUUAUCGGUAUUGAUUUGGGUACCACCAACUCUUGUGUAGCUGUCAUGGAAGGAAAGACUCCUAGAGUCAUUGAGAACGCUGAAGGAACACGAACCACACCAUCAGUGGUUGCUAUCAACCAGAAGGGCGAGCUUCUCGUUGGAACACCAGCUAAGCGUCAGGCUGUCACCAACCCAACCAACACCAUCUUCGGGAGCAAGCGUUUGAUCGGGAGACGUUUCGACGAUUCCCAGACGCAGAAGGAGAUGAAAAUGGUCCCUUACAAGAUCGUCAAGGCGCCGAACGGUGACGCUUGGGUUGAAGCGAAUGGUCAGAAGUUUUCUCCAAGUCAGAUUGGAGCUAAUGUUUUGACCAAAAUGAAGGAGACAGCUGAAGCUUACCUCGGGAAGAGCAUUACCAAAGCUGUUGUGACUGUUCCAGCUUACUUCAACGACGCGCAGAGACAGGCCACGAAGGAUGCUGGGAAGAUCGCUGGUCUUGAUGUCCAGAGAAUCAUCAACGAGCCAACAGCUGCUGCGUUGUCAUAUGGGAUGAAUAACAAGGAGGGUGUGAUAGCUGUGUUCGAUCUUGGUGGUGGAACGUUCGAUGUCUCUAUUCUGGAAAUCUCGAGCGGUGUUUUUGAGGUCAAAGCGACGAAUGGAGAUACCUUCUUGGGAGGAGAAGACUUCGACAACACUCUGUUGGAGUAUUUGGUUUCUGAGUUCAAGAGAUCUGACAACAUUGAUCUGACUAAAGACAAGCUCGCCCUCCAGAGGCUGAGGGAAGCUGCAGAGAAGGCCAAGAUCGAGCUUUCCUCAACAUCUCAGACCGAGAUCAACCUUCCUUUCAUCACCGCAGACGCUUCCGGAGCUAAGCACUUGAACAUAACCUUGACCAGGUCCAAGUUCGAAGCUUUGGUCGGGAAGCUGAUUGAGAGGACGAGGUGUCCGUGCCAAAACUGUUUGAAGGAUGCUGGAGUCACGGUUAAGGAAGUCGAUGAGGUUCUCCUCGUCGGUGGGAUGACACGUGUUCCCAAAGUGCAGGAGAUUGUCGCUGAGAUCUUUGGGAAGAGCCCUUGCAAAGGUGUGAACCCUGAUGAAGCGGUUGCCAUGGGAGCUGCUAUUCAAGGUGGUAUCCUCCGUGGUGAUGUCAAGGAGCUGCUUCUUUUGGAUGUGACUCCUCUCUCGCUUGGUAUCGAGACGCUUGGAGGGAUCUUCACUAGGUUGAUCAACCGAAACACCACCAUCCCUACAAAGAAGUCUCAGGUUUUCUCCACAGCUGCGGACAACCAGAUGCAAGUGGGAAUCAAGGUUCUUCAGGGAGAGCGUGAGAUGGCUGCAGACAACAAGAGUCUAGGAGAGUUUGAUCUCGUUGGGAUCCCACCUGCGCCAAGAGGAAUGCCGCAGAUCGAAGUCACCUUCGACAUUGACGCAAACGGUAUCGUGACGGUCUCAGCCAAAGACAAAGCGACAGGCAAAGAGCAACAGAUCACGAUCAGAUCCUCAGGUGGUCUCUCAGACGAUGAGAUCAACAGAAUGGUGAAAGAAGCUGAGCUCAACUCGCACAAGGAUCAAGAGAAGAAGCAGCUUAUUGACUUGAGGAACACAGCUGAUACCACAAUCUACAGCGUUGAGAAGAGCUUGAGUGAGUACAGGGAGAAGAUUCCUGCUGAGAUUGCCUCUGAGAUCGAGACUGCAGUGUCUGAUCUCAGGACAGCGAUGGCUGGUGAAGAGAUUGAGGAUAUCAAGGCUAAGCUUGAAGCAGCGAACAAGGCGGUGUCGAAGAUUGGAGAACACAUGUCUAAAGGAUCAGGCUCGUCUGGGAGCUCUGGCGGUGAAGGUUCAAGCGGGACUGACCAGCAGACCCCUGAAGCUGAAUUUGAAGAGGCCAGCGGUUCAAAGAAGUGAAGUCGCUAACCGGUUGAACUCGGUUUUGUUUCCAAAUAAGUUGACAUGCAUUAUUAUCCUCUUCACAAAUUUGAUUAAAGUUUUUUUGUAUGUUAAAACGUCCUUUGUGGAGGUAAUUCUUCAGAUCUUUGAUACUCGGAUGUAGUUUUUUGGUUUACUUUUUGCUUGAAACCUAUGGUUAUCAUAUUGACCGGUUAACCGGAUUGGAUAA
Brassica napus (rape) is the source of this 2384-nucleotide messenger RNA. RefSeq names its product heat shock 70 kDa protein 9, mitochondrial. Gene Ontology annotation, molecular function: heat shock protein binding; misfolded protein binding; ATP hydrolysis activity. The transcript is spliced from 5 exons. Lineage: Eukaryota; Viridiplantae; Streptophyta; Magnoliopsida; Brassicales; Brassicaceae. Gene Ontology annotation, cellular component: cytoplasm; mitochondrion. The record is from RefSeq and is a predicted model, not a curated record. Gene Ontology annotation, biological process: cellular response to unfolded protein; protein refolding. Bases 128 to 2173 code for a protein of 681 amino acids.